Messenger RNA from Corticium candelabrum, 1970 nucleotides. Its product is annotated as WD repeat-containing protein on Y chromosome-like. The coding region runs from base 1 to 1830 and encodes 609 amino acids. Gene Ontology annotation, molecular function: protein binding; calcium ion binding. The record is from RefSeq and is a predicted model, not a curated record. Lineage: Eukaryota; Metazoa; Porifera; Homoscleromorpha; Homosclerophorida; Plakinidae. The transcript has 19 exons.
AUGUGUGAAUUAUAUGAUCAGGCUUUCAGACGUCAAAUAAGCAAAGUUUUGGAAGCUCAGAAGUGUCUCAUAGACAUCAACAACCCGCAGAUCGAAUUACAUCUACUUCGAAGCUGCUUGGCUCUACUUAAAAUUAAUCACCUUCGUACGGUUGCUCCCGAUAAGGCAACUCAACAACUACUACUGUUUGACAAAGGCCUGUGCCUCUCUCGUGAGGUCAUAACUUAUUCACCUCUUUUGGAUGAAGCUUGGCUUCAAGCAACACUACCCAUCAAACGUGGAGGUAACAGUCAUGUUGCUGAUGGCUCAAAAUCAAGAAGAAAAAGUUCAGCUCACAGUUUGGGAUCGGGAACAUUAACUUCAAAGACGAAGUUUGAAGAGUUUCUUAACCUUGAUCACAUGCAGGAGCUAAAACGGAUGUUUGAGGAUGCUGAUGCAGAUCAAAAUGGUUGUUUGGAUAUUGAUGAAUUUAAGGGAGUUUUCAAAAAGCUUUUUGGAAUGGGGGCAAAGGGAUCAUCAGAAGAAUUGAUAACAGCACUGUUCAUGAAAGUUGAUACAAGUUCUGAUGGAUUUAUUGAUUGGGGGGAAUUUUGUAGCUACAUGCUGACUGAAUUUAGUGAGAAAGAUGAUGCAUAUCACAGAUCAGUAAAGGUGUUGUUCAACCUACCUGCAAUAGUUGUAUUUACUCCACAUCGUGACACAAUAGUCAGAAUUUGCCAUCAGAGUGACAAUAUAUUGGUUACUGCUAGUCAGGAUGGAAUGCUUGCAUUUUGGACAACUGACUUGUCUCUUAAGCGAACAUUUUAUCCACCCAAACUUGGUAGUCGUGGAGCAGACGCUGUUGGUCAUGGAACUGAAGCUACCACUCGGGGUGCUGACACUGUGACUCGUCCUAAGAAAAGAUGGGUAACAGAUGUAGCCUUGUUGACGCAAUUCAACAAAUUUGUAAUUUCAACUGGUGAACGGGAGCUUCAAUUCUAUGAAUUGUCUAGUUUUGAGCCAUACUGUCACAUUAGUGGUUUAGAGAGUGUUCCACUGAAGUUACACUUUUGGAGUGACCCUAAGAACCACAACUAUUGUCUGCUUUCAUUUGGUGAUGGAGAGGGUUGUAUCAGCACUUUCAUUUUUUAUAAUAUUUCAAGUUGCUUUAGACUAUGGAAGAAAUUUCCCAGGUCUGAUCAAGUACCAAGUGUUACAUUGGACCAAGUUGCAAGUUCACCUGAUUCCAGACUUGUCAGGUGGAAAGUUCAUGAGGAUUGGGUAGCUGAGUUGAGAUACUUUGAAGCAAUUCGAUCUGUCGUGUCUUGUUCACAUGAUCCAAACAGUGCUGUUGUCAUUGGAUCUGUUGAAGGCAGCACUCAUGUUGAGUCUUUCUUACGCGAGCUCAGUAACAAUCCUGCUGGUCGACGCAAUCUAUUUCAACAAAAGCGUCGUCACUAUGAUGCAGACCAGACAGUCUUUAAGAUUUACAAAGGUGCCAAGACAUUUGAUUUUUCUGCACCACAUAACACAUUGGCAACAGGAGGAAUGGAUCGAGUGUUGAGACUUUGGAAUCCAUACAUGCCAAGCAAGCCAGUUGCUAUGCUUCGUGGUCACAAUGGUCCUAUUACAAAGUUGGCUAUCUGUGAAGCUGAGGCACGAGUGUACACAAUCUCAACAGACAAGACUGUUAAGGUGUGGCAUAUACAAGAUCAGACUUGCUUAACUACUGUUACUGAGAAGAGCCACAAGGUUACUGGCACUCUUCAAGCAAUGCAUUACAAUCCUGGCUGCAGAACACUAGCAGUUGCCACUGAUGUAUUUGCAGUGCUUAGUCUUAAGGGAAGGUGAGCACUAAACAAGAUUGAUUAUUAAUGACUUGUGUGAACCAAUUAAAUUAAAAAUUGUUUAGGAUAUUAUUAUCAUAAAGCUAACAAUAAAUGUUGCUCUUAAAUGAAAGCAUAGAGGUGCUGAUGCCUCAAUGCCUUGGU